Messenger RNA from Triticum aestivum (bread wheat), 1449 nucleotides. RefSeq names its product probable isoaspartyl peptidase/L-asparaginase 3. The record is from RefSeq and is a predicted model, not a curated record. The transcript is spliced from 7 exons. The coding region runs from base 76 to 1206 and encodes 376 amino acids. Gene Ontology annotation, biological process: protein deglycosylation. Gene Ontology annotation, molecular function: N4-(beta-N-acetylglucosaminyl)-L-asparaginase activity. Lineage: Eukaryota; Viridiplantae; Streptophyta; Magnoliopsida; Poales; Poaceae. Gene Ontology annotation, cellular component: cytoplasm.
AGGCUCUUCUCCCCCACCUCUCAGUGAUCACCAGUAGUGCCAUUCCCCAAUCCACACCUCAACCGCCCAGCUUCCAUGGCUCGGAGCAACCCGGGGCUUCUCCUGGGGCUCCUGCUGCUGCGGCUCACCUGGUGCGUGGCCGUGGAUGGCGGAGGCGUGGAGGAAGGGGGCUUCGUGUUUCCGGUGGUGGUGAGCACCUGGCCGUUCCGGGAGGCGGUCAGGGCGGCGUGGGACGUGGUGAAAACCGGUGGCGCAGGGGGCUCGGCUGUGGAUGCUGUCGUCGCUGGCUGCUCCGCCUGCGAGGAGCUCCGCUGCGAUGGCACAGUUGGUCCAGGUGGAAGUCCAGAUGAGAACGGUGAAACUACCUUAGAUGCUCUUAUCAUGAAUGGGAAGACAAUGGAAAUUGGAGCUGUGGCUGCCAUGAGAUAUGUGAAGGAUGCAAUUAUGGCAGCAAAGUUGGUCAUGGAGCAUACCGGGCAUACUCUUCUUGUUGGAGAGAAGGCGACAUCCUUUGCAAUUUCAAUGGGUCUUGCAGGACCAACUGACCUGAGUUCACCAGAGUCAAUUGAGAAAUGGUCAAAUUGGAGACAGAAUAAUUGCCAACCUAACUUUUGGAAAAAUGUUGCUCCUGCUGGCAACUGUGGUCCAUACCAUCCUAUAAAUAUACCUAAGGACCCUGUUAAAAGUGCUGUAUGGGAGGAUCAAGGAAUCACCUGUCAGGAAUGGCUCCAAAAUGAUAAUUUACUAGAACCGACAAGCUCCCAUUUCAACUCUGUUAAUCGCCACAACCAUGACACAAUCUCUAUGGCCGUCAUUGACAAGAUGGGUCAUGUAGCAGUUGGCACAUCAACUAAUGGUGCUACGUUCAAAAUUCCAGGAAGGGUAGGUGAUGGACCAAUACCAGGAUCUUCUGCAUAUGGUGAUGACGAAGUUGGGGCUUGUGGAGCUACUGGUGAUGGUGAUAUUAUGAUGCGCUUCCUUCCGUGUUACCAAGUAGUGGAGAGCAUGCGACUUGGAAUGGAGCCUCGAGAUGCUGCCGUGGAUGCUAUAUCAAGAAUUGCUCGUAAGUACCCAGAUUUUGUUGGUGCUGUAUUUGCGAUUAACAAGAAAGGAGUGCAUGCCGGGGCAUGCCAUGGAUGGACCUUUCAGUAUUCUGUCAGGAAUUCCAGCAUGCAGGAUGUGGAGGUCAUCACAGUAACACCUUAACAUAGGCAGAUCCUUGUUAAAACAAAAAGGCUGAUUCGCCAAUAAGGUGUAUUCCUCUAUGUCAAGUCCUCUCCAUUCACUCCCAUGGUAAUGCAACAAUACCAUGGGGGGCUUGUUCUCGAGUCUUAUAUUGGACAGCAGUUUUCUAUUGAAACUGCCAUGUUAUAUAAUGGUAGUAGACUCAUUGAAUGCAUGCAUUGUAGACUUGUCGAGAAAAUGCUGGAAUUGCUUAUUGUCAACUUU